This is a messenger RNA of Vitis riparia (riverbank grape), 1813 nucleotides long. RefSeq names its product protein S-acyltransferase 18. NCBI's taxonomy places the organism in Eukaryota, Viridiplantae, Streptophyta, Magnoliopsida, Vitales, Vitaceae. The transcript is spliced from 9 exons. The coding region runs from base 126 to 1646 and encodes 506 amino acids. Gene Ontology annotation, cellular component: Golgi apparatus; endoplasmic reticulum. Gene Ontology annotation, molecular function: protein-cysteine S-palmitoyltransferase activity. Gene Ontology annotation, biological process: peptidyl-L-cysteine S-palmitoylation; protein targeting to membrane. The record is from RefSeq and is a predicted model, not a curated record.
GUUCAAAUUUUGAAACCCGGAAGUCGACCGUUGGGGUCUUCUUGAGGCAGCUAAGACUUGCCGGUUUCCUCUCUCGCCAAGUACUGGAUUCAUCUAAGAUUUUGAAGCAAAAGUGCAGGGACUACAUGAUGAGACGCCAUGGCUGGCAGCGACCCCUUCAUCCUUUACAGAUAGUGGGCAUGGCUAUUUAUGCUUUUCUGGUGGUCUCAUUCUAUUGUUUCCUGGGGCUUUUCCUUGGAAACAGAAUUGCCGAGAUUACAGUGACUACAGUCUUUUCCUUUGUGGCCCUUUCGGUCAUGUUUCUAUUUAUAAGAUGCACUGCCAUUGAUCCAACUGACAAAACCAGAUUAAAGAAGAAGAGAAGAUCCAAGUAUGGUGGAUUCUCAAAGUUAAAUUAUGGAUUCAUAUUGGGCCAGAUUGUUGUGAGAUUUUUUAGGAGGAUGGAAAGGAAGAUCCUUCGAACUUGUAUAAGAAGGAAGUACCUAGAUCAAUGGAAUACCACACCUCAAAUUGAGCCCUUGCUUCCAUUUCCCCUUGUUGUAAAAGAUGACGCCAUUGCUCCUGACCCAAAAGAGGAUGACAUCUCAUUUUGCGCCCUUUGUGAUUUUGAGGUUAAAAAAAACAGCAAGCACUGUAGGUCCUGCAACCGGUGCGUUGAAGGGUUUGAUCACCAUUGCAGGUGGUUGAACAACUGUAUUGGGAAAAGGAAUUACACAACAUUCUUUCUUCUAUUGACAUUUGUAUUGUUGAUGCUUGUCAUAGAAGGAGGUACUGCCGUAGCCAUAUUCAUCAGGUGCUUUGCAGAUAAGAAAGGGAUAGAGGGGGAGCUGGAGAGGAAACUCUAUUUAGAGUUUCCACGAGGCCUACUUGCAACCAUAUCAGUCCUUUUGGUUCUGAUGACUGCAUAUGGUUCAGCAGCAUUGGGACAACUUUAUUUCUUUCACAUUGUCCUCAUUCGGAAGGGAAUGAGAACAUAUGAUUACAUAUUGGCAAUGAGAGAGGAGAACCAACCUAUGGAACUAGAUCCAUUCAACGAUUCAGACUUUUCUUCAGAUGAUAGCUCUGAAUUUGAUUCACCUGAAAAGCCAACAUUUGUGUCUCGGUUUAUAUGCAGAGGACAGAGAAUGAAUCAGAACCCGACAAGAAGACUGUCCAUAAGAAUUGAUGAAGAUCCUGCAACCUCCAACUUGAUCAAGAAGCAAGGCUUUCGAGCAGGCAUUGACCCCUGGAAAUUGAUCAAGAUGAGCAAAGAGAAAGCUCUUCUGGCAGCUGAGAAAGCCAGAGAAAGGCUCAUGAAACAGAAACCAGUUGUGGAACAUGAUGCAUUGCAGCCACUGCCAUUGGAGACGAAAAGUGGACCUCUAAUGAACCCAGAGAGGAAAACAGUAAAUGAUCAUUCAAGCUUGUCGCCUCUCACUUCAAAAGGGACAUUUCCAGGGUCACCUGGACGAUUGUCUAGCCCAAGAAGAAGAUUUUCCAGCUCUCCCACUGUACUCUCUGGUGUUGUGCCAUCACCAAAGCACAAGUAUAGGAGCAACUUCGACUUGAAGUUAACUGAGGUGUCCAGGGAGCUUGAAACAUAUAUUUCAAGGCAGGUUCUGUGUUCAGUUUUGAAGAAGGAUGGGAGUGAGGCAUCCCCCAGAUAGCUGUUCUGUUUAAACUUUUGGAUUCUCAACCUUUGAGAAAUACUGUUUGUUUGGCUUUGUGUAUUCUUCUUGAUUUCUGUUACACAUGAAAUUCAAAUUGACAUACCUAUGUAUCCUUGACAAUUCUUUCUCACUAUCCCGAUUGAAAUUAACACAUCUUUUUGUUA